Molecule: messenger RNA, 1638 nt
Organism: Candoia aspera
Lineage: Eukaryota; Metazoa; Chordata; Lepidosauria; Squamata; Candoiidae
Gene: METTL14
Product: methyltransferase 14, N6-adenosine-methyltransferase subunit
Exons: 11
Coding region: 68-1438 (456 amino acids)
Cellular component (GO): nucleus; RNA N6-methyladenosine methyltransferase complex
Molecular function (GO): mRNA binding
Source: RefSeq, a predicted model, not a curated record
AGAAGUGUCGGGGAAGUAGGCGCUGGUGAGGCAGUGACUUCGCAGCGCACGAGUCUGUUGGACGAGGAUGAACAGCCGUUUGCAGGAGAUCAGGGAGCGGCAGAAAUUGCGCCGGCAGCUUCUGGCUCAGCAGUUAGGAGCUGAAAAUGCUGAUAGUAUUGGUGCAGUACUGAAUAGCAAGGAUGAGCAAAGGGAAAUUGCUGAAACAAGAGAAACAUGCAGGGCUGCUUAUGAUACAUCUGCUCCAAAUUCUAAACGUAGAUAUCCUGAUGAGGGAGAAGCUGAUGAAGAAGAAAUAGAAGAAUAUAAAGAUGAAGUGGAGCUUCAACAAGAUGAAGAGAACCUACCAUAUGAAGAAGAAAUUUACAAAGACUCCAGCACUUUUCUUAAGGGGACACAGAGCUUAAAUCCUCACAACGAUUACUGUCAGCAUUUUGUGGAUACUGGACACAGACCUCAAAAUUUCAUCAGAGAUGUGGGCUUAGCAGAUAGAUUUGAAGAAUAUCCAAAACUCCGGGAACUCAUCAGGCUGAAAGAUGAGCUAAUAUCUAAAUCUAACACUCCUCCAAUGUAUUUACAAGCUGAACUGGAAGCUUUUGAUCUUCGUGAACUCAAGUCUAAGUUUGAUGUGAUACUUUUAGAACCACCAUUAGAAGAAUACUAUAGGGAGACUGGCAUUACUGCUAAUGAGAAAUGCUGGACAUGGGAUGAUAUUAUGAAGCUGGACAUUGAAGAAAUUGCUGCCCCACGAUCAUUUGUCUUUCUUUGGUGUGGUUCUGGUGAGGGCCUGGAUCUCGGCAGGGUGUGUUUGCGUAAAUGGGGAUACAGAAGAUGUGAAGAUAUCUGUUGGAUUAAAACAAAUAAAAACAAUCCUGGGAAGACUAAGACUCUGGACCCUAAAGCUGUUUUUCAGAGAACAAAGGAACAUUGCCUUAUGGGCAUUAAAGGAACCGUGCGCCGUAGUACAGAUGGGGAUUUUAUCCAUGCUAAUGUUGACAUUGAUUUAAUUAUCACAGAAGAGCCAGAAAUUGGCAACAUAGAGAAACCUGUGGAAAUAUUUCAUAUUAUUGAACAUUUUUGUCUUGGAAGAAGGCGGCUUCAUCUUUUUGGACGAGAUAGUACCAUCCGGCCAGGCUGGUUAACUGUUGGACCCACACUCACAAACAGUAACUUCAAUGCUGAAACAUAUACGUCGUAUUUCACAGCUCCCAACUCCCACCUAACUGGUUGUACAGAAGAGAUUGAGAGACUCAGACCAAAAUCACCACCACCAAAAGACCGAGGAGGUGGUGUGCCAAGGGGUGGAGGAAGAAGCGGGACUUCAGCUGGCCGAGGAGAAAGGGGCAGAGAGAGAAACCGAACUAACUUCAGGGGGGAAAGGGGUGGAUUCCGAGGGGGACGGGGAGGUACUCACCGGGGUGGCUUUCCUCCUCGCUGAGCAGUGAAAAUCUUCCAUUUUUUCCUGCCUUUAUACUACUGGCUUUUUGUUUUAAAAAAAUACAAUUUUAGUUCUGUAGUUACCUUUAUUAGCAGCUCAUCCUAGAGAGGUGCUACCAAAAUGUUUUUGUGCCUAUUAUGAGCCAGACCAGAUGUGGUACAAUAAUCCAGAUUUUACAAUAAAACACAUUUACUAUGAAA